GAAACUUUUUCCUAAGUUAUGUGUGGAGGCAUCUAAAAAUAAACAAUAUACUGGGCACAGAUGUUCAUAGGGACGUUAUAUUAUACAAUUUUAAAUUUUUGUUUUAAAUUACUUAACAGUGGCUUGGAGACCGCACGGAUUAUUUAGCAUAGAGAUAUGUCGAAUGAAGAUCGGAUAAGAUUUAUAUUGUCAGAUUUGGGCAAAGCAACACUAAGAGGAGUAAAAAAGUGCCCAAAAUGCGGAACAUUAACCGGAUCAAGAGGAUUGUCUUGUAAAAAUAAAUACUGUGAUGUUAUCUUCAAAGAAAGUGGAGACAGGUGUAAAUUAUCAACCAAGGCAUGUAAAUUAAUUACAAAUUCUCUGGCUCAAAUAUUUUCAAUAAGAAUCCGCGGUAAGGGUCCACAUUACCGAGGAUUCGUUCAGUUGCCGGUUGUCAAUGCGACAGUACAAAAUGACAUGACGACAGUCAUCACCAAGACCUCGUCACUGUGCUUCGUUGAGAGCUGUCAAAAGAGCUUUGACACCGGAGUGCUCCAGUGUCACGAGGAAGACAAGGAUGCUGAUAAGGAUGAAGUUUCUUCAACUUGUCAGCAUAUCCAGGCUGCCUACAAGUGCUACGCGGAAGCGCAGCCAUUGCCUCUGAAAAAUUCUUUAUUGUCGACGCUGAAUGUUAGCUGCGAGAUGAAGAAAAAAAUUUGGUGCCUGGCUACUGAAUCGAUUGGUCCACUAGUGCAGAGGAUAUCUAAAAAUAUAAUGGCUGUUAAGUGUAAGGCUUCGCCUAAACAUCCACUCGGUUAUUUGCACAUUAUUUUUUUUACUAUUAAAGUUAAAGAUAAAACGGAGUUUAAAUAUACUUGCGAGUGUCCUAAUCCUAAUGACUCAAAAGCAAAUGAUAAAAAUACGGAUAAAUCGACUUCAGAGUCUAAGACAAAGGAUAAAAAAUGCGUACAUUUUUACGCAAGUAUUUGUGCCUUUAAAAGCGACCCGAAAUUAUGUGAAGAGUUUGACUACUACAUAAAUAUGGACGAGAAUGAGCGCAAAGAACAAAAACAGCGUGAGCAGGAAAUGAGGAAGCAAUUAGAAUUGCAGAAGAAGCAGCAGCUAAAUGAAACAAGUCUGCAACAAGAUGCUGAUAAAUUAAUUGAAAUAGAUUUUAUUAACAAUAUUUUAACAGAUUUUGGAUCUUUGGAUGAUCACCAUUUACUUAUUCUGGAUGACGCAUUCAAUGAGUCUCAAGGGUUUGAUGAAAAACUGGAUAUAGACAGUAUACCAAUUGAUCCAAAUAUACUUCAGAGUAGUAUUGGAGAGAUGAAUAUUAACCAAGACGAAUUGACAAACAGUAUCGAUGAUGUGAUUGAUGCUAGUUUAGGAGAGUCGACCUUCGCAGAUUUACAAACAACAAAUAUUGUUGAUCAAUCCCUGACUGUUUCUAAAUACAUUAUUAAUGAUGAAGAGAAUGGAUAUUUAUUUAAUAACGACUAUAGUGUACAUACAUAUAUUGAUGACCAAAAUAUAGGAUUAGAAAAUAUAGAUGGAACGAAAGUUAAUGCAAACAAAUUUAGUACAACUAAACGUAAAAACAUAAAUAUUGUUGAUGUCAGAACGUUACCUAACAGUAAAAUGAUAUCAUCGAUAAAACGCAAGCUAGAUAAUGUGAAUGAAUCCUCGGAUUUCGGUACUAUUAGUUCUGUAAUUAGAGAUAGUCAUGAUGAAAAAAUCGUACAAAGCAACAAAGCUAGUCAAUUAAAUGUGAAGAGAGCUAGGACAAACCACCUAGUGAUAAAGAGGCGUAAUAAUCAGUACAAGAAAAAUGAAAAUUGUCAUGAGAAUGUUAAUGAGAGUAAUCUUAAUGUGUCUUUUAUAAAAUGGCUAUCAUCGGUCACUGAGAGGAUAAAUCAGACGAUGCACUUCCAGUUCAAUGGCAAACCCGAGCCGCUGGUUUUCCACGUGCCUCAGGUAUUUUUUGAUUGCUUGCGCGAGCGAAUCUCCUGUGGCGGCAAAAAAAAGCGGCUACCUAAUUCGAUCACCGCUUUUGUUAGAACGGACGCAGUGCCUCUGGGCACUUUUACCAAGUACACCUGGUUAAUAACUAAUAUAUUUCACGUCAAGAGUAUUUUCGAGACUCCGAUUAUCCCCCUGGAGAUUACUCGGAGCUUCAUUCAAAAUUCUGAUGGUUCUUAUGAAUUAUAUAAGCGACAAGAGACGGAUAUUGAUCACUUUAAAAAAACUGAUAGAAAUGCUUUGAUAAAACCUUUGGAAUUAAAAACAUUUUUAAAAGUUGGAUAUACGUCACCGAAUCAACGAGAACCGACGCCGUUUGUAAUCGAGUGGAUACCAGACCUACUACCUGUAUCCAAAAUAGGAGAAUUGAGGAUAAAAUUUGAAUUUGAUCAUAAAAAAAAAUGAUCCGACUGAUCGCGAGUUGA
Molecule: messenger RNA, 2426 nt
Organism: Cotesia glomerata
Lineage: Eukaryota; Metazoa; Arthropoda; Insecta; Hymenoptera; Braconidae
Exons: 7
Coding region: 157-2406 (749 amino acids)
Cellular component (GO): nucleus
Source: RefSeq, a predicted model, not a curated record